Molecule: messenger RNA, 2821 nt
Organism: Rhipicephalus sanguineus (brown dog tick)
Lineage: Eukaryota; Metazoa; Arthropoda; Arachnida; Ixodida; Ixodidae
Gene: Mcm3
Product: DNA replication licensing factor MCM3
Exons: 18
Coding region: 99-2555 (818 amino acids)
Biological process (GO): double-strand break repair via break-induced replication; mitotic DNA replication initiation; DNA replication
Cellular component (GO): nucleus; MCM complex
Molecular function (GO): ATP binding; ATP hydrolysis activity; single-stranded DNA helicase activity
Source: RefSeq, a predicted model, not a curated record
AAAACUGUUGCGCGCCAAGGUGAGGUGAGGUUGCAGCCGGCGAAGUCGUGAAAAUCGGGGUGAGCUAGUCCAGUGAUUGUCGACGUUUUAGUCACGAAAUGGCCGAUACUGACGCCGAGCAGCGGAUCCGAGAAUGCCAGCGGGAGUACCUCGAAUUUUUAGACGACGAGGACGAUCAAGGAUUUUACAGCCACAAAGUCAAAGAUCUGGUCACCAAGAAAGAACGCAGAAUCAUCGUCAACAUCAACGAUCUGCGAAAGAAGAAUGCCGCCAGAGCUAAAGGAUUGCUCAAUCACACGAGUGAAGAGAUCAUCGCUUUCCAGCGUGCACUCAAAGAAAUGGUCAUCUCUGUUGACCCACUGCUUGCAAAAGAACGAGAUGAAUACUAUGUUGGCUUGGAAGGAAGCUUCGGAUCCAAGCACGUUACACCAAGGACACUCCAUUCUUCUUAUCUCGGUGGAGUUGUGUGUGUUGAAGGAAUUGUGACGAAGUGCUCGCUCGUGCGUCCUAAAGUAAUGCACAGCAUCCACUACUGCCCAGCCACACAAAAGACGUUAGAGCGCCACUUUACCGAUCUCACCUCCUACGAUGCCUUCCCAUCAAGUGCAGUAUAUCCUACAAAGGAUGAGGACGGAAAUCUUCUGGAGACAGAGUACGGGCUCUCGCUGUACAAGGAUCACCAGACACUGAGCAUUCAAGAAAUGCCAGAAAAGGCCCCCGCUGGUCAGCUGCCCCGAUUCGUCGAUGCGAUCGUGGACGGAGACCUGGUUGACCAGUGCAAACCCGGAGAUCGGGUGCAAGUCGUUGGCACUUACCGCUGCCUUCCAGGAAAGCAGGGAGGAUUCACCAGUGGCACAUUCAGAUCCGUUCUGAUUUCCAACAACAUUCGUCUGCUGAGCAAGGAAGUGGCUCCAAAUAUUUCCGUCGAAGACGUGAACAAGUGCAAGGCCAUCAGUAAGCAGAAGGGGAAUGUCUUUGAGAUUUUGGCUCGCUCUCUGGCGCCAUCCAUCCAUGGCCACGAGUACAUCAAGAGGGCGCUGCUGUGUCUUCUCCUGGGAGGCGUGGAGAAGGUCCUUCCCAAUGGAACCAGGCUCAGAGGUGACAUUAAUUGCUUGCUAAUUGGCGACCCGUCAGUGGCUAAGUCCCAGCUGCUGCGAUAUGUCCUCCACACGGCACCGAGAGCUGUGGCGACUACCGGUCGUGGUUCUUCUGGUGUCGGUCUCACAGCGGCAGUCACUACUGACCAGGAGACAGGGGACAAACGUCUGGAGGCUGGUGCUAUGGUUCUCGCCGACAGAGGUGUCGUCUGCAUUGACGAGUUCGACAAAAUGUCGGACAUGGAUCGCACGGCCAUUCACGAAGUCAUGGAGCAGGGCCGUGUCACCAUCUCCAAGGCGGGCAUCCACGCGAGGCUGAAUGCGCGCUGCAGUGUACUGGCGGCGGCCAAUCCCGUGUAUGGUCGGUAUGACCAAUACAAGUCACCAAUGGAGAACAUUGGCCUCCAGGACUCUCUGCUGUCUCGUUUUGACCUGCUGUUUAUCAUGCUUGACAAGAUGGAUCCUGAGAGCGAUCGAGAAGUCGCGGACCACGUUGUCCGGAUGCACCAAUACAGAAACCCAGGGGAGCAGGAUGGUGAACCUCUGCCCAUACGAAGCACAGCAGACCUACUCACAACGCAUGACCCAGACCAGCUCGAAAAAGACAGUGACAAGGAGACGUCGAUCUACGAGAAGCAUGACGUGUUGCUGCACGGUUCCAAGCGAAGGACGGAGAAGACGAUCAGCGUUGAGUUCAUGAAGAAAUACAUCCACAUUGCGAAAGGCAUCAAGCCAACUCUGACCCAGGCAGCAUGCGACAAGAUUGCUGAAGAGUAUGCUCGAUUGCGCUCCUUCGACACCGAGAACACGGAUGUUGCCAGGACACAACCAGUGACGGCUCGUACCUUGGAGACGCUGAUUCGUCUGUCGACGGCGCAUGCCAAGGCUCGCUUCUCGCGCACAGUGGAGCCUGAGGACGCUCAGGCAGCCAUCCAGCUCGUGCAGUUUGCCUACUUCAAGCGCGUGCUCGAGAAGCCCCGCAAGCGCAGGAGGAAGGACGAGGGCGACUCUUCGGACGAAGGUGGAGAUGACGACGACGAUGGCGGCGAUGAAUCCAGUGGCACCAGCAAGAAGUCUACAAGCACAGCUUCAAAAAAGAAAUCCGGUGAAGGUGGUCAUGAUCCAUAUGACUUUGAGGAAGGCAGUGAGGAACCUGAUGACAAAACAGUGCGGCCAAAAAGACCUCGCAAGGACGAGCCGUCCACAUCGAGGGCUGCUGAUCUCCGCGACAGUGCCGCAGCUAUCUCCACGCAAAGGAUGGCCAAGUUCCGCAACCUGUUGGGCAAGCUCUUCAAGGAUACACACACCCAGUCUCAGCCCGUGUCCAACAUCAUCGAAUUCUUGGCCAAGGAAGAAGAAGUGGAACCAUUCACCCAGGAAGAAAUCGACAUCGCCAUCCAGCGCAUGAUGGACGACAACCAGGUCAUGCUCUCCGACGAGAUCGUGUUCCUCAUCUAAGCUGCGUCCUCGGGGAGGCACUAAUGUAUAUAUCUUGUAAUAAGCUGUGGUCUACGUCCUAUCAUCAUGAGGCACUACUAUACAGGUCUAUUUUGUGCACCUAUUCAUCGAGCGAAGUGUUGCUAGCACAGAGGAAGAUUUCAAGCGAGUCGACUCAAAGGAACUGUUCAUUCUAAUCGCGCGUAUACAGUGUUUGUAACGAGAAUUUAUAUUUGUAUUUUACAAUUGUUCUACAUUUCAUUUACAAUAAAAGUUUCAAAUUUCAA